This is a messenger RNA of Bombus huntii, 1390 nucleotides long. RefSeq names its product cyclin-dependent kinase 20-like. Gene Ontology annotation, molecular function: cyclin-dependent protein serine/threonine kinase activity; ATP binding. The record is from RefSeq and is a predicted model, not a curated record. Bases 344 to 1339 code for a protein of 331 amino acids. Gene Ontology annotation, biological process: protein phosphorylation. Gene Ontology annotation, cellular component: nucleus. The transcript has 5 exons. NCBI's taxonomy places the organism in Eukaryota, Metazoa, Arthropoda, Insecta, Hymenoptera, Apidae.
UUAGUCAAGCAUUUUCAAUUGUAACUAUGGAAACCAUUAGUUGACAUCAUUAACGUUACUAUGUAACGAAACCGAGACCUGGUAUUAUUACGUAUAAGCUUUACAAUAUAUUUAUUCAGUUUUUCGUUUAUUAAAUUAUGUCCAUAAAUUUGAAUGAGAGGAAGAGAGAGAAAGAUAAAAAUUUCAAUGAAAGAAAAUAUAUAUACUAUAAACUUAUAAAAUUAUGUCAUAUAUUUUAACAAAUAUAGUAUAUUUGUUAAAAAAUAAAAAUAGUCUUAUUUAUCUCUAAAAUGCGGAAUUAUUUUAAUAUUAUAAUUGAUAUUAACUCAUAAAUAUCUUGAAUAUGGAUAGAUAUAUAGUCACAGGGAAAAUUGGAAAAGGAGCACAAGGUAUUGUUUUAAAAGCACAUGAUGUGGAAACAGAAAAGGAUGUUGCAUUAAAAAAGUUAUUCUUAAAGAAUAUUGAUAACGGUAUAUCCAUAUCCAUUAUUCGAGAAAUAAAAAUUUUAAAACAAUUAAAACAUCCCAAUGUCAUAGAGUUAUUAGAUGCUUUCCCUACUGGUUUAGAUUUUAUAAUGGUAUUUGAAUAUAUGCCAACAGGGCUAUGGGAAAUAAUAAGAGACAAUGAUAUAUUAUUAACUCGAGUUCAAGUAAAAAUUUAUACAAAAAUGAUUUUAGAGGGCAUUGCAUAUAUACAUGGAAAAAAUAUAAUACAUAGAGAUUUAAAACCUGCUAAUUUACUAAUAAAUGAAAAAGGUAUUUUGAAAAUUGCUGAUUUUGGUUUAGGAAGAUUAUUGUGGAAGAAUGUAACAAAACCAUAUUCUCACCAAAUUGCCACUAGAUGGUAUAGAGCACCUGAAUUAUUAUAUGGUGCACGAUAUUAUACAUCAGCAAUUGAUAUGUGGUCUAUUGGAUGCAUUUUUGGUGAAUUAUAUAACAGAUCACCAUUAUUUCCUGGAGAGACAGAUAUUGAGCAAUUAGCAAUAGUUUUAAAAUAUUUAGGUUCUCCUACGUCAGAAACAUGGCCAGAUUUAAGUAUAUUACCUGAUUAUAACAAAAUUACAUUUCCAUAUCAUAAGGGAAUAUCAUGGGAUGAAAUUCUUGAAGAUACUGAACAAGAAGCUCUUGAUCUAAUUAGUAAUAUUCUUAUUUACAAUUCAUCACAACGUCUGACAGCUGAUGAAGCAUUACAACAUCCAUAUUUUCAUAUUAAACCAUAUGUUUCUUCAAAACAUUUGAUAAAACCACAAACUAGUCAUCGCUGUCAAACAAAGCAGAAAGAAAUUAAUACAAACAUCCAAGCUACUACCCUUUUUAAAAAUCUGUUAACUAUUAUAUAAUAAAUGUUCAUAUUACACAUAUAAUUAAUAAAGCAGAAAUAUAUACACUAA